Lottia gigantea (owl limpet) is the source of this 1062-nucleotide messenger RNA. RefSeq lists its product as hypothetical. Gene Ontology annotation, molecular function: hydrolase activity. The transcript has 4 exons. Lineage: Eukaryota; Metazoa; Mollusca; Gastropoda; Lottiidae. The record is from RefSeq and is a predicted model, not a curated record. The coding region runs from base 1 to 1062 and encodes 353 amino acids.
AUGAAGAAUGUGCACGUCUCGACAAUUGGAUAUCUAACAAAAGGUUCACACCCCGUGGUGCUAUUUGUCCAAUCCCAAUAUUGGACUCGAAAUUCCGUUUUCUUUCCACAGAUAUCAAAUAGUGAAAUAGCCGGUGUUGAUGUAAGAAUAUUUAAACCACAAGGUGUAACAGGAUUAGUACCAGGCUUCAUUUAUCUUCAUGGUGGAAGCUGGAGUAUGCUUGAUUCUGAAACUUACGACAAUCCCCUGUCUAAUAUUUCAAGGGAACUGAAUGUGGUCGUCAUAGGAGUGGACUACAGACUUGCUCCAGAAUUCCCCUUCCCUUAUCCAUAUGACGAUUGUUUAGCUGUUACUAAGUUUAUAUUAAAUAAUGGUGAAUUGUAUGGUAUUGAUACAAUGCGUGUCGGAAUUGGAGGUGACAGUGCAGGGGGUAAUUUAGCAGCCGCUGUUCUGUAUACAUUACGAAAUGAACAACAGCAACCAGCAGUCAAAAGCCAUGUUUCUAUUUAUGGUGUUCUACAGGUAUGUGAUUUCACACUGCCUAUAUAUCAAACUAGAGCUAAAUAUGAGAAACAUUUUAAGGCACAAGCUUUAUAUUUGACUGGGCUGUAUUUAAAUUUGACCGAAAGUCAGUUGGAUUUGUUUAUGUAUGGUGAUUUUUCAACGCCAGAGUUAGAUACACUGUGUAAAAAAUAUGUGAACUUGAACUAUUUGCCAUCGGAAUUAUUGUUUGAAGGAUAUGAACGUGGUGAUCAUGUUGCUGAGGAGGUUACUGAAGAUGUACGAACGCUAUCAAAGAUUGUAGCAAACCCGCUUAUUUCACCAUUAUUAGUGGAAGAUUUGAGUGGUUUACCCACAACUCUGGUGUUGUCUGUAGGUUGGGAUAUUUUAGGAGAUGAGAAUCAGAUCUAUGCUGGUAGAUUGAAGGCUGCUGGUGUGAAAGUGACUAGUGUUCAUAUGAAGGAAUCAUUCCACGGAUGUUUUAACCUAUAUCAUAUAGGUUUCAGAUCUGGUGUUAGGGCAUUAAACACUGUCAAGAAAUUCUUAAAAGAGACACUAUAA